AUGUUCAUCCGCUGGGUGCAUGGCGUCCGACGCCUCAGUAGCAUGCACGCGCUACGCGAAAGUGCCAGUAUGGAAGACAUUCUUUUGGAGCAAAAGACUCGCUAUGACUUCGCGAAGUUAAAGGCCAGAGGCCGUCUGCGGGGAGUAUCACGCUCCCGCUAUGCUUCGGCUGUCUCUGCAGCCGCGAGUUCACGUCAAUCUUUUGACACGAACUCGUCCGCUCUCGCUGAGACGAGUGAGAAGCGUGAAGUUCGCCAAGACGAGCUCGGCCGUGGCGCUCAAAAACGUCAACGGCGUAUGGUCAGUGUUGCCGAAGAGAACCUCAUACUCCCAUGA
This is a messenger RNA of Peronospora matthiolae, 336 nucleotides long. Lineage: Eukaryota; Oomycota; Peronosporomycetes; Peronosporales; Peronosporaceae. The record is from the annotation of a GenBank genome assembly.